AAUUGACCUUAAGCCUACUUAAGGCCUAGCUUGCCUCUGUUGGCUACAACCCCAGGCAACCAAUCAUCAAGAGAAAAAUGAAAAUGACAAUGUCACGAGCGCAAAAAAGAGCAAUGGAAAGUUUGCUGGUGGUUCUCUCACUAGGAGUCCUCGUCCAGCUCGCCGGCUGCAGCCCUCCGCCAGACCCGGUGAUGUGCACGCAUGGCACGUCCAACUGCACCAUCACCAACACGUAUGGCUCCUUCACGGACCGCACCAUCUGCCGCGCGGCCAAGGUCACCUACCCGCGGACCGAGCAGGAGCUCGUCGCGGCCGUGGCCGCCGUGGCGUCCACAAAACGGAAGGUGAGGGUGGCCACCAAGCACUCCCACAGCAUUCCCAAGCUGGCGUGCCCCGGCGGCGACGACGGCACCAUCAUAAGCACGGCGCGGCUCAACCGGACGGUGCACGUCGACGCAGCGAAGCGGCUCAUGACGGUGGAGAGCGGCAUGCUCCUCCGGGACCUGGUCGAGGUGGCUGCGGCCGCGGGGCUGUCCCUGCCGCACUCCCCGUACUGGCACGGCCUGACCAUCGGGGGCCUCUUGAGCACGGGAGCGCACGGGAGCUCGCUGUGGGGGAAAGGAGGCGCCGCGCACGAGUACGUGGUCGGGCUGAGGAUCGUAACUCCGGCGCCGGCGAGCCAGGGGUUCGCCGUGGUGAGGGAGCUCGGGGCUGGCCACCCGGACCUACAGGCGGCGAAGGUCUCCCUUGGGGUCCUCGGCGUCAUCUCUCACGUGACUCUGGCCAUGCAGCCGUUGUUCAAGCGGUCGGUGACGCUGGUGAAGCGCGACGACUCGGACUUUCAAGAGCAGGUGGCCAGGUGGGGUCACCUUCACGAGUUCGGCGACAUGACGUGGCUGCCGCUCCAGGGCAAGGUGAUCUACCGCCAGGACGACCGCGUCGACGUCUCCACCCCGGGCAACGGCCUCUACGACUUGCCCCUUACCCGCACCCGCGAGCUCAUCGAUGCAAGAGCCGCCGAAGAGCGGCUGCAGGAGAAUGGCACCGACACCGCCCGGUGCGAGGCGGCGAGGCAGCAGGCGGCCGCGUCGGAGCGGCUGAAUGUAUUCACCAACGAUGGCGUCUCCUUCACAGGAUAUCCGGUGGUGGGGUACCAGCACCGCAUCCAGGCGUUCGGUACGUGCUUCAAUAGCCCCGAGGAUGGCCUCCUCACUUCCUGCGCCUGGGACCCGCGUAUCCGAGGCUUCUUCAACUACAACUCCGGCUUCAGCAUCCCGCUGUCCAACGCACCGGCAUUCAUAGCCGACAUGCAACGUCUCCGGAACCUCAAUCCGGACUCGUUUUGUUCUUCUGUCGACCCCAACAUAGGCGUGCUCCUACGAUAUGUUAAGGCGUCAUUCGCUUAUCUUGGGAAGCCGGAGGACUCGAUCGGUGUCGACAUCAUCUUUUAUCGGAGCCACACCGAAGGCAUGCCGCGUGCACAUGCCGAUGUGGUGGACGAGAUCGAGCAGAUGGCGUUGCAUAAGUACGGCGGGAUCCCGCACUGGGGUAAGAGCCGCGAUUUCGCCUUCGAUGGUGCCAUCGCGAAGUACCCAAAAGUCCAUGAGUUUCUUAGGGUGAAAGAUAGAUACGACCCAGAGGGGCUCUUCUCCAACGAGUGGACUGACAAGGUUCUCGGUAUCAAUGGAAGUCCCAACAUCAUCAAAAAACGUUGUGCCAUUGAAGGACUUUGCAUUUGCUCCACCAACUCACACUGUGCUCCGGAGCAAGGCUACUUUUGCAGGCCAGGAAAGGUGUAUAAGGAGGCUCGUGUCUGCUCGUUCUUCAAGAAUUAUUAACAGUGGCGGAGCUAGAACCAGAUUUCGCCUGGGGCUAAGCUAUGUGAGUGAAAAACUUCUUUGAUUUUCUAUGCUUUCUCUAAAGAAAUUAUAAGGGAAUUUGUUACUAGGCAUGGGGCUAUAGCCCCAGCUGCCUCACCACGCUCCUUUCUGGUUGCUUGUCGGACCUGAAAAUAAUGAUGUGAUUUUCCUUGCUAUAUACGAGGAUACAUAUGUGAACUAGGUAAUAUGUUGUGGGCCGUCGCCACUAUUGCCAACUAUCAAUCUAUCUAUUCAAUGAUGAUGUUUUAGUU
Messenger RNA from Triticum dicoccoides, 2131 nucleotides. Its product is annotated as L-gulonolactone oxidase 2-like. The record is from RefSeq and is a predicted model, not a curated record. The coding region runs from base 78 to 1838 and encodes 586 amino acids. NCBI's taxonomy places the organism in Eukaryota, Viridiplantae, Streptophyta, Magnoliopsida, Poales, Poaceae. The transcript has a single exon. Gene Ontology annotation, cellular component: membrane. Gene Ontology annotation, molecular function: D-arabinono-1,4-lactone oxidase activity; FAD binding.